Messenger RNA from Vigna unguiculata (cowpea), 435 nucleotides. The record is from RefSeq and is a predicted model, not a curated record. NCBI's taxonomy places the organism in Eukaryota, Viridiplantae, Streptophyta, Magnoliopsida, Fabales, Fabaceae.
AUGGAGGAUUGCAAAGAGGCCGCCACUCCAAUUGCCACAAAUUGCCUUAUGGAUGCAGAUGAAGUUGGACAACAAGUUGAUUCAACCAAAUAUAGAGGGUUAAUUGGUUCAUUGUUAUAUCUAACUGCUAAUAGGCCGGAUAUACAAUUUGGUGUUUGCUUGUGUGCAAGGUUUCAAUCUAAUCCAAAGGAAUCACACUUCAAAGCUACAAAAAGGAUUCUCAAGUAUCUAAAAGGGACAAUUAAUGUUGGAUUAUGGUAUCCUAAUGAAUAUAACAUUGUUGUUAGUGGUUUUUCAGAUUUUGACUAUGCAGGGUGCAAAUUGGAUCUGAAAAGAACAAGUGGUACAUGUAACACCCCAAUUUUUGGGAUGUCACGGAACAUUAGAAAAUUUUUGCGUUUAGCGGAAAAAGAAUUAACAUUGAAAAUGUACUAA